AUAGAAAUAAAGAAAGUUACUUAAAAAAGUUUAAUACCCCCGGCCGGGCAGGCAGUCCGGGAGUAACUGGCAACCGACAGGAAUGUUCAGUGUUUGAAGACCUCAUACCCGUCGCUCCUCCACCGCUCUCCCGCCGACGCUUUGGACACGCGUCGGUCAGCCUCCACCGGCGCCCAAUUUUGCGUGCUCCCCUCCGGCGUACGUGUCAAUUGUCAAGUGGGAGCAGGCGUGAACACAGAAACAGAGAAAAGAGACACCCCAAGGAAAAACAGUAUUUAAAUCGGUAAUAAUGGCGCUGGCGCAUCACAUGGUUAUGCGCCUCGCCUUCUCUCCUUUGCCUCAGUGGACAGUGGGGACGUUGUUUUUCAUUUUUGGGCCCUUCUCCUUCUUCCCUAUCUUUGCUUUUUAUGGGAGGUGCAUGUUUCUCCCCUCCCCUCAGUUUACCCAAAAAAGAAAGGGAUUAGGUUCCUUUAAAACUCCUCGCCCUCUUCCUCCCUUCUUCCCUAUCUUUGCUUUUGGCUUCUUCCAAGUUCCUACUCCCCUUCCUUUCCCCCUUUCCCUGUGCCUUUUAUGCUUGGAAUUUUAUUUUAUUUUGUUAUUAUUGUUCUUUUUUGGGUAUAAUUUCUGCUGCUUGGAUAGGGUUACAGCCUCAGUACUUCAUCCAAGCCACAGCUAGGGCACUUGGUUGAUUAAUCAUCCAGCAGAAAGAAGAAGGAACAAACAGCUUCCUAGCUAGGCUCAGGUGAUCGACGAAAAGACUGAGAGAGAGUGAGAGUAGUGAAGAGUGGUUGAAAACAGAAAAAAGAAAAACUAAAGCGAAAGGAAAGAGAAGUAAGUAAGAAUGGUGAGAGGGAAGACCCAGAUGAAGAGGAUAGAGAAUGCGACGAGCAGGCAAGUGACUUUCUCAAAGAGAAGGAACGGGCUGCUGAAGAAGGCCUUUGAGCUCUCUGUUCUUUGCGAUGCUGAAGUUGCACUUAUUAUUUUCUCGCCAAGAGGCAAGCUUUAUGAGUUCUCCAGCGCUAGUAUCAUCAAAACAAUAGAGCGGUAUGAGAAGAAGCAAAAGGAUAAUGAACCAGGGAGCAAGGGGCUUGAAGACAACACACAGAAUGACGACAGCUUCAGCAUGGCAAAGAAGAUUGAGCAACUCGAUGUUUCGAAGAGGUUGAAGCAGCUGCAUGCCCUAGCUAGUUAUAACUGGUCUACGUAAACUCUUGGGAAGCCAUUAAUUAAUCAUUGCAUAAUAUGAUCGUGUAUGGAAUUUGCAGAAAGUUAAUGGGAGAAUGUCUGGAAACAUGUUCCAUUGACGAGCUCAGAAAGUUAGAGUGCCAGCUUGAGAGAAGUAUUACCAGAAUCAGAGCAAGAAAGACCCAGCUGGUUUUGGAGCAGAUUGAGAAACUAAGGCAAGAGGAGAAGACCCUAAUGGAAGAAAACAGAAAGCUGCAGGAGAAGUGCGGAAUAAUGGAGCCAUGGAGAUUGCCAUCGGGCAACAAGAAGAAGCAGCAACUACAAGACAAGAUCAUCGUAGCAGAAGCAGCAGCUGGAGAAGAAGAGGAAGAAGAGAGAGAAAGUAGUAUCGAUGUGGAGACAGAGCUGUACAUAGGGCCAGCACCAUAUAGAAGAAGAACAACAACCAAAACUCCUACCCACUAUAUAUAAUGUAACAGUGAUGAUCACAAACCAAAAGAUUUAACUGGGUUUCCUACCCCACUUUUGUUUUUGUCAAGACCGAAAGGCACCACCAUUUGUAUUUGAGUCAGAAAGGUAUUGCUGUCUGUCUGUAUGUAUGUAUAUCCAUGGUUACGUUGUUGAACAUAUUUGUAUUCCUUCCUGUAUACAAAGUUAAAUCUUUGAUAUAUUGUUGUACCAAAGACUUUUAGAGGUUCCUUGGUGAAGUCCAGUAUAUAUAUAUAGUUCUUUGGA
This is a messenger RNA of Linum tenue, 1920 nucleotides long. The record is from the annotation of a GenBank genome assembly. Lineage: Eukaryota; Viridiplantae; Streptophyta; Magnoliopsida; Malpighiales; Linaceae.